Messenger RNA from Heterocephalus glaber (naked mole-rat), 2446 nucleotides. NCBI's taxonomy places the organism in Eukaryota, Metazoa, Chordata, Mammalia, Rodentia, Bathyergidae. The record is from RefSeq and is a predicted model, not a curated record.
CCAGAUUCUGUUUCUUCUGUACCUGAUUUCUUCCUUUGCUCCCCACACAGACUGAGCCUCACUUGGCGAGAGCCUCGAGGCCGAUGGCCGUCCCCGCGGGGCUGGUCCUGGGCCUCUACGCCGUGAUGACUCUCCUGAGCCCCCCGGGAGCAGGGGCCAUCAAAGCGGACCACAUGGGCUCCUACGGACCAGCCUUCUACCAGUCUUACGAUGCCUCGGGCCAGUUCACCCACGAAUUUGAUGGGGAGCAGCUGUUCUCCGUGGACCUGAAGACCAGGGAGGUGGUGUGGCGUCUGCCUGAGUUUGGCGACCUCGCGCGCUUUGACCUGCAGACCGGGCUGAUCAGCAUCGCAAUGAUCAGAGCCCACCUGGGCGUCCUGGUGGAGCGCUCCAACGGCACCAAAGCCACCAGCGUGCCUCCCAGAGUGACCGUGCUCCCCAAGUCUCGAGUGGAGCUGGGCAAACCCAACGUUCUCAUCUGCAUCGUGGACAACAUCUUCCCCCCCGUGAUCAGUGUCACCUGGCUGCGCAACGGUCAACCCGUCACGGAGGGCGUGUUCCAGACCAGUUUCUAUCCCCAGCCCGAUCACUUGUUCCGCAAGUUCCACUACCUGACCUUUGUGCCCUCGGCGGCCGACGUCUACGACUGCAAGGUGGAGCACUGGGGCCUGGACGAGCCGCUCCUCACGCACUGGGAGCCCCCGCUGGCCGCCCCGCUGCCAGGCACCACAGAGACCCUGGUCUUCGCCCUGGGCCUGGCCAUCGGCCUGGCGGCCUUCGUGGUGGGCACCGUCCUCAUCAUCACAGGCGCGUGCGUGUCCGGUGCCCCCAGGUGCAGAGGCCCGGGAGUUUGGACCGCGCGGAGCAGGCUGGGGCGGGAAGGGUGACAGAGGGAAUGGCUCUUCUGAGAGGAGCAGACAGCGGAGGCGCCUUCUGGAGUCCGAGGUUCUGACAGCCUGGGCCUCAGAGCCACAGUCCACUGAGUUCUUCCCUGCCCUGCUGAUCUGAGUGGCAUCAGCCUCUGUCCUAUAGGUGCCCCUCUGUGGCCACAGUGCUUCUGGUCGGAUCUGUGGGAGUCACCAGCUCAGCCUUCUUUCCGCAACGCACACGCGCGCGCGCACACACACACACAUACUCUCUCUCUCUCUCUCUCUCCUACUCUUGCUUUACCCAAAGCCUUGACGAAGAGCUCUAAAUUCUUUUGUGGUGUCUGCACGGUGUCCUUUAACCAGAUCUUGGCCAGUUCUUCCAGGUGUGAGGGAUGCUCAACCUGAAGCGGGGUCUUGGUGAGGACCACAGAGGUGACCACACUUGGCUGCCAUCCGCAGGCCAGUCCUGCUGUGCCUUGCUUUGUUUGGCUUCUUGUGUGUUAAUCUGUCAAUGAGCCAUUUCCCAAAGAUUUCAUGAAAUUUGCCUCCUGAAUUCAGAUUUGUCCUGAAAGGUAUGCAGCAUAUCAUUCCUUGCAACUCCCUCAAGCAACCAUAGUUUGGAAAGGCAUGGGGAGAGGAAGGCUCCUGGGGACCCCACUUCUGUCUGGAUGAUAAGGCUAUGGUGUCCAGCCAUGAUCUAUAGUGUCUUCUCCUUUUUCCACAUUCCCUAGAGUCCCAUGCAUGACAAAGAGAAGUCCAAGACAUGGAUUAGAUGGCUACUUCCUCCUCAAUGGAGACAGUCAGACCAGGCAAGAGGAAAGCAGAGCAGAUCUGCAAGGUAUCUAGCAAGAAAGGAGGUCUAAGAGAGAUCCACCUGACCGCUCUGUAACUGUGUGGCCUGGAUGGUUUUAACAGAACCAAAUGAAAAAUACACUAUUGUAGCAGACACCUCUGCCCAGUAUUAGCAGGCUAGAGCGGCACAAGCUCCCCUCCCGCCAGAGUUCAGCUGUGUUACAUGGGAAGUAGCAGGGCUCAGCUGAGUUCAUUUCUAACCAAGGUCAACUGACUCCAACUGAAUUCUUUUUCUCUGAAUUAAACAUUUGUUCUCUUCAGCAAAGAUAUGUUAGUGCCCUCAUUCUAUGGUCCUGCGUAUGAUCCUUGUUCUCAGCAGGUGUCCAAGGCUUGCCCAGCUUCCCCUUCCCACGCUUGUAAUGAAUAAACACUGGAUUUCCUGGGGGUCCUUUGUCUUUGCUGCCCAGAGCAGCUUAGACCAGCCCAAGACUCAGCUUCUCUCAAGUCUCUGUGUCUUUAUUUCCCUCUUUCCUACCUUGUGGACAUCAUACUGGCUUGGAGAAGAUCAAGACCCAUGGCUGGGGUUUUCAAUAAUGUCUCUUAUACACUAUAACCAUAAACAACCACAUAAAGUAGUUUGUGUCAAGUACCACAUGAGUGACAUGCCUUGAUACCAGCUGAUCCUUUGCUUGAAACUUAAGUUCCUGUAUCAUUAGAAAAGUGUUUCUCUCAUCUGUGUCUUAGGGCUUAAUAAAGUCAUUUAAAGUGUUUUUCUCUGACCGAAA